AUGUCGCUCUCCGCUCGCGUGGCCGUCGCGCCGCCGCCGCUCUCUCCUGGUAGGGUUUGGGGCAAGUUCACUCCUGGCCGCUCGCCACUCGGGCGUUGGGUGCUGCGAGCCGCCGCCACUCGGGCGCUGGCGCUGGGUGCUAGGAGCUUGUUAGGGUUUGGUGGGCUCAACCCAAGGAGGCUAUUAUGUCACGGGACUCGCAGAGGAUCCGAGUCGUGCAGUCCUACUCCUGCCGUGUGGGAUACAAUGGAAAAGAUCUAUCCCUAUGAUCCAUUGAUGAAAGCUGCACAAUAUCAGCCUGAUGUUAUGUCUGUUGAUCACUCUAUUGAAGAAGCAAUCGACAGCUUGAAGAUUGAUGCUAGCACGAAGGCAAGCAAUGUCAACUUGCCUGCUAAGAAAGAUGCAAGUUCUUCUGAUGCAGUAUCUUGCAUUUCCUCCGGCGAUGCAGCUAGUACUGUGAAGGAAAGUGAAAUGAACCAAGAAACUUCUUUUGGGGACCAAGGGAUGUAUUACUAUGGAUAUUAUUAUCCUGGUUCAUACGGCGGAUGGGAUGAGAAUGGCUACUUUGUUGGAUAUAAUGGCCUAGAGGUGCACCCAGCAGUGGUUCAAGCUGACAAUGGGUCAUAUCUGUGUUAUCUUCCGGGGUAUGAAAAUGGAUAUGCUUCUUAUAGUCCGGUUGUUCCUGGAGGCAUUGCUAGUGUGGAUGGUCAAUAUGUCAGCAAAGAACCAUAUUACUCCACUGCAAUUCCAGUACAGGAUCUAAGCACACCUGGCAUUUUUGCUCAACCAAUUGCAUACGGAACUGAACUAGUACCUGCAUACUCAUGGGACCCUUCUUUUGUUCUUCUGGAUGGGGUUCAGGGACAUCCAGUUGGUGUGCAUCAAACAAAUUAUGCUGCAAGACCAAAAUAUUCUUCUAAUAAGCAUGCCAUUCCUUCUUCGAAAGCUGCCUGCAGUGCAAAACCCGUAGCAGAUACUGUCAAAGGAUCAUCAUCAGGUCUAGAAACUAUACCAAAUGCUGCUAAUAGCAGCCCAUCAUCGAAGGGUGCAAAUAAGGCAUCUGGUGCUACCAUAACAAAAGGAUAUCUUCCAUCUAACAAGAUUGUGAUGCAUAGUAAUAACCAAGGAAAAAACAGUGUUUAUCAAAGCAAAGGUAUCAAUGUGAAAGAAAGUGGUAGAAGCUGGAACAACGGUGAGAAGCUUAAGACGAGAAGUAAGUUAAAUGGACAUGGUGAUUCUGAAUCUAAUGAGAACAGCCACACUGAUAACUCAAAACACAGUUUGAGCCCUCAAUCUGAUGUUGGAUUAUCAAGUGCUGGGGGUGCUAAGGCUAGCAUACCUUCGCAUGUUGCAAUAAGCAAAAAUGCAUAUAAUCUUUCAGAUUUUGUUACAAAGUAUGAACAAGCUCUAUUCUUUGUAAUUAAGUCUUACAGUGAAGAUGAUAUUCACAAGAGUAUCAAGUACAAUGUCUGGGCAAGUACUCCUAAUGGAAAUAAAAGGCUUGACAAUGCCUAUAGACUUGCACAAGAAAGGAUGGCAGAAAAAGGAACCAAAUGUCAUGUUUUCCUUUUCUUCUCAGUUAAUGCUAGUGGUCAGUUCUGUGGCGUGGCUGAGAUGGUUGGCCCAGUAGAUUUCAACAGGAACAUGAACUUCUGGCAACAGGACAAGUGGAACGGUUUCUUCUCGGUAAAAUGGCACAUUAUCAAGGAUGUUCCCAAUCCACAAUUUCGCCAUAUAAUUUUGGAGAAUAAUGAGAAUAAACCUGUGACAAACAGCAGGGACACGCAAGAGGUCAAAUUUUCACAAGGUACAGAGAUGUUGAACAUUUUCAAGAACUUUGCAUGUAAAACAUCAAUACUGGAUGACUUUGACUUCUACGAAAAUCGGCAGAAAGUAAUGCAGGACAGAAGAGGCAAGCCGCUUACUAUGUCGUUUGAUCACCCAGUGCCAAAAGCUGAAAAAACUGCAGAAAUUAAAAGGCAAACACAAUUGGUAAGUGCCACAGAAUUUGGUAGAGCCAAGAGUAAUGUGGGGCAGGGCAACAAUGUUGGGAUGGUACAUGAUACAACCAAGAAAAAUGAGGAGCAGAGCAACAAUGUUCCAGAAGUACUUGAUGCCUGUAGUAACAAGGAGCAACCCAACGAAGUUGCAACACAAGGAUGA
Miscanthus lutarioriparius is the source of this 2163-nucleotide messenger RNA. The record is from the annotation of a GenBank genome assembly. NCBI's taxonomy places the organism in Eukaryota, Viridiplantae, Streptophyta, Magnoliopsida, Poales, Poaceae.